Penicillium alfredii is the source of this 1647-nucleotide messenger RNA. RefSeq names its product putative choline transport protein. The transcript has 3 exons. Gene Ontology annotation, biological process: amino acid transport; transmembrane transport. Lineage: Eukaryota; Fungi; Ascomycota; Eurotiomycetes; Eurotiales; Aspergillaceae. The record is from RefSeq and is a predicted model, not a curated record. Gene Ontology annotation, cellular component: membrane. Gene Ontology annotation, molecular function: transmembrane transporter activity. Bases 1 to 1647 code for a protein of 548 amino acids.
AUGGCGGUGUCUGAGAAGCCAAUUUCCCAAGAUGGAGAUAAUCCAUUAAAGAGCCGAGCAGAGAUGGACGAGGUGCGUCUCGAGGCAGCACUGGGCCACAAGCCAGAACUCGUCCGAAAUUUCAGCUUGUGGAGUAUAACCAGUUUGGGCAUUGUAAUUGCCAAUUCGUGGGCCUCAACCGGUGGAACCAUCGUCGCCGCCCUCCAAAACGGAGGCCCGAUGGCUGUUCUAUAUGCACUCAUCCUGGUCAGCGUGUUCUACACAGCCAUAUCAGCAUCACUAGCAGAGCUGGCUUCGUCCAUGCCCUCGGCCGGUGGCGUAUAUUAUUGGUCGUCAGUACUGAGCCGCAACCGAGGCCGCGCAACCGGCUUCUUCACGGGAUAUCUUAAUGCCUGCGCCUGGCUCCUGUCUGCCUCGUCGAUGAGCUCGAUGCUGGGCAACGAGGCUGUGGCUAUGUACCUCCUUCGGCAUUCCCAUGUGCGUUGGAAUUCUUGGCAGGUGUUUGUUGUCUUCCAGAUUGUCAACUGGUCCUGCUGCGCCAUUGUCUGUCUGGGAAAUCGGUUUAUUCCACUGAUCAACCGCCUCGCCCUAACUCUGUCCAUGUGUGGCCUCGUCACGACUGUGGUGGUUCUGGCAGUGAUGCCAAAGCAACAUGCGAGUAAUGCGCAGGUGUGGACGGAAUACCACAACAACACCGGCGGCUGGUCUGACGGGGUGUGCUUCAUGACGGGGCUGCUGAAUGCAGCGUUUGCCGUGGGAGUUCCAGACUGUAUCAGCCAUCUAUCAGAAGAAGUCCCCAAACCCGAGGUCAAAGUCCCCCAGGGCAUCAUGCUGCAGAUGCUGACGGCCUUCACGACCUCCUUCGUCUACCUAAUCGCUCUCUUCUACUCCAUCCAAGACCUCGACGCCGUGCUCGGCAGUAGCAUCGGUUUUUUCCCAACAGCCGAAAUAUACCGCCAAGCAACCGGCUCCAACACCGGCGCCAUCGGGCUGAUCGCCGUCCUCUUCCUAGCCACCUUCCCAACCCUAAUCGGCACCUUCGUGACCGGCGGCCGCAUGUGGUGGAGCCUCGCCCGCGACAACGCCAUGCCAUUUGCGAGCUAUUUCGCACAGGUCCACCCGACCCUGAACUGUCCCGUGCGCGCCACCGUCGCCAUGAGCGCGCUGGUCACCUGUCUGGGCUGCAUCUACGUCGGCAGCACCACUGCGUUUCAGGCGCUGAUCUCGUCGUUCAUUGUUCUCAGCUCGCUGUCGUAUUUUGGGGCGAUUUUCCCCCACGUCUUGUCCGCCCGCCGCAAUAUGGUUCCCGGGCCGUUUUAUAUGGGCCAGAAGCUGGGCCUGGUUGUGAAUAUCGUCGCUUUGGCGUAUAUUCUUGUGACGGUGGUUUUCUUUUGCUUCCCGCUUGUUCUGCCUGUUACUGUGCAGAAUAUGAAUUAUACCAGUGUUAUCACUGUCGGUUUGAUGUCUCUCACUGCGUUGUGGUGGAUCUUCCGUGCCAGACGCGAGUAUCGUGGCCCGCAGUACAGUUUCGAGACUGCGGAGCGCUUGACGGCUUUACAGGCGGGGAAGGAGGGCCGUCGGUCUUUUAUUGAUAUCGUGGGUGAGUCGACUGCGGCUGGUGUCGAAGCCCAUGGCCAUGUGAAAUGA